CGUUAUUCCGUUUCUAUGGGUACUGCCGGUAUAGCAAGAAUCGAUCUAUCUUCUUUAACUCAAAAAAGUCUUGGUUGCGUAAUCGAUGAGAACGUAACUACGGAAUAUCCAUGGGUAUGGGUGAAGAAGGAGAUCAUUGAGGACAACCUAGAUCUUCACUCAGAGAGCAGUGAGUUCUUGCCGAUGAAGAACGAGAUCCUUGAGUAUCCCGAGGAGAGAAUGCUGAUCGGUUACGCCCCUUCCGUCACUGAGGAGGGCCAAUUUUACAUUUGCCUUAGCACCGAGGCAAAGGAAGCCGUAUUGCAGCAAAUUCAAAUGCAGAGACGGGAGCAUGAGAUUCACGUGAGGAGCGCCGUUUACAAGCACCCAGCCAAGUGGAAGGAUUUGGGAAGCGGCAAGGAGGUCGAUGAGAACGUUGUCAAGAAUCAAAGGCCAAAACUCGAGAUCAAGGUCGUAUCUACGGCGAAUUUGCUCAACGUGCCAAUGAAUCUGGUAGACAGGAGUGCGGACGAUCAAAGGGACGGAUACAUCGACUUGCUGCCAUAUCGGCAGACAUUCGAGAACGUGUCACGAAACACGAUAAGCAGGUCCACGCAAGUGACGCCCAGCACCAAAGACAACGAAGCUCAGACCGCGCCUUCAAUACCCGCAAAUUCCUGGUUUCAAUACCGAUACGAGUAUGAACCGAUCGAUAUAUCCGCCUUUACGGAAGAAGAUACCGACAAUCUCACGAGAUUUCUACGACGUAAUACUGACAUUAUGUGCGAUCAGGUGCAAAUGAACGCGACCUGGGAUAUUUACGCGGAUGAUUAUACAAAUCUGGUGCAUUAUGAAAGAGAUACAAAAGCACCGAUACCGGUAGGGUACAACGAACACCAAAGUUUUUAUGACGGCAAAGUAACAAAACAAAAAGUUAUUAAUGAUUUAUCUUGGCAUCCUUUAUGGACUGGUAUUCUUUGCGCGACGUAUACUCAUCAUUCCAAAGAUGAACACUUUGUAGGACAACGAACAUACGACGAGGUCCUCAGGGAUUCCAAAGGUGACAAUGUAGCAUUAAUAUGGUCGUUCAAUGAUUGUUUGUCUCCGAAGCUAAUCCUAGAAUGCCCAAGGGAGAUCACAGCGAUAUCUAUUUGUCCUCUGAAUAGUAACGUCAUCAUUGGUGGUUGCGCUAACGGUCAGAUCGCCAUUUGGUCUAUACCGGGUAGAAUCGAAAACGUAGAGGCGGUAAUAGUGCACACUUCCGCCCAAGUGAGAUAUAGAAUUGCUAUGCGGGGUCUGAUGAGGUGGAUGCGAGAAACCGUUGGAUCCUCGGUCAUAAGACCGGUGGCGAUGUCCUCGUUGCAACACAGCCAGAAGGGUACCAUAACCCAAAUAGCUUGGAUACCACCUUACCACAAGGUCGAGAAGAACGGUAGAAUCCAAUCUCUAGCUGCCAGUACGACGCUCGAGGAUCUCCCUUGGCAAUUCGUUACCAGUAGUAUGGACGGUACUAUUGCCUUUUGGGAUCUCAAGUUAGUUCACAGAACGGAAGACGUAACGAAGAAGGAAACUCUGUUGAAAGAGAAACAAAAACAAGGUACCCUACCUCACGCACUGCUAGAAUCAACUUCACCUUUUGAAAUGCUCAAUCGUAUUUGGAAACCGUAUUACGUGCUAUUCAUUCAUUAUCCGAACGAGAAUCGACGUACAGUGUUGAGCACUUUUACCAUGUAUUAUCCUAAUUUAAAAAAACAACUCGACGAACCGUUUCCAAUUAUCAAGACGGAUAUUACCGCGAGACGAUAUUAUAAACUGAUACAAGAAAAAUCCGAUUACAUUAUGAAACCAGAAAUUUUUAUUGGCACGAUCGAAGGAUAUGUCGGACUUGUUACUUGGGAGGGUUUCGAAUUCGAUACAAAAUUGACAUCUAACCGCGAAGAAUGUAAAUGGAAGUGGAUGAAGCGUAUACAUGAUGGACCGGUUACGCAUAUGGUGAGAUCGAAGUAUCAUGAAAAAAUAGUUGCCACCGUGGGCGGACACAUUUUUGCUAUUUGGCGGGAGGACUAUGUAGAGCCGAUUAUUUGGAAAAAAUCGAACCUGAGUUACACGGGUUGCACCUGGGGCAACUUCCGACCGACGAUUCUAGUUUUGGUACGAAUAGACGGUACCAUGGAAAUUUGGGAUUUCAUCGUUAAGGGACAAGAACCGAUUAUUACGCAAAGCGUGUCCGGUCGAAUAAUUACGGGUAUUUAUACGCAUGAGUUACCAUUAGAUCCUCAAUGUGUCGGAAUAUGCGACUUCAAUGGUACAUUAAGAAUAUUUACCGCACCCCCAACAUUACUGACGUUCGACGUUAGCGACAUUACGUGGAUGCAAAAUUAUGCCGAUCAGCAAGUCGACAGAAUAAGGAAACCUUGGCAAUUUAUAGAAGAAGCUAAAGAACGUUGGCACGAGAUGGAAAUGAAACGUAUGCAAAUAACUAUUCUCGAAAAGAAAGGCCUCAGGAGAGACGUUCUUGAAAGGCAACGAGCACCAGUUUUAAAAUUACGCCAAGAGGCCCAGAAGAAGGAAAGACAAAUUCGCGAGAUUCUGCAACAACGCGACCAGAUUUUCCAAGAGACCGUAACUUAUCUAUUUCCGGAACAAGAAAUUGAUCAUAAGCAUACUCUAGAUCAAAUGGACACAUCCUUACCUUAUAUCAAACCAAUACCAUUGAAAGAUCAAAUAUCAACGAGGAAGGUCAUCGAGGAAUCUUUGGUUCAAGAAAAGACACAACACAUAAUUGAGGAAUUUCUUGAAGUGCAAGAAGAAGCUUUGGAAAAAUUGAUGUAUCAACGAUUCGACCACGUGUUCGAUUGGCCUACCGUUUUAAUGGAAGCGAAACAACGAAGAUACAAUAUGAAUAUAACGUUGUUGAAUAAAAAUAGCUGCUAAAUGAUAAUGCAA
Polistes dominula (European paper wasp) is the source of this 2925-nucleotide messenger RNA. RefSeq names its product dynein axonemal intermediate chain 3. Lineage: Eukaryota; Metazoa; Arthropoda; Insecta; Hymenoptera; Vespidae. Gene Ontology annotation, cellular component: inner dynein arm. Gene Ontology annotation, molecular function: dynein heavy chain binding; dynein light chain binding. The record is from RefSeq and is a predicted model, not a curated record. Gene Ontology annotation, biological process: cilium movement involved in cell motility; inner dynein arm assembly.